This is a messenger RNA of Spizellomyces punctatus DAOM BR117, 1465 nucleotides long. RefSeq lists its product as uncharacterized. Gene Ontology annotation, molecular function: carbonate dehydratase activity; zinc ion binding. NCBI's taxonomy places the organism in Eukaryota, Fungi, Chytridiomycota, Chytridiomycetes, Spizellomycetales, Spizellomycetaceae. The transcript has 3 exons. The record is from RefSeq and is a predicted model, not a curated record. Bases 199 to 1323 code for a protein of 374 amino acids. Gene Ontology annotation, biological process: cyanate catabolic process; carbon utilization.
UAGGCUUUGUUUUUUUCCGCAAUAUGCGACAUGCCUUUGUUUUGAUGAAUAUAUCCAGUCGAUGCAUUUUCGACAGUCUUAAUAAGAGGUUUUAGUUUGCAUUGUAAAAUCCCCGACAACUUCUAGAUCCCUCCUACAUUUAGCACGUAAACCAUCGCUCUUGCUUCUCAGUUUCUGAUCUUAGUUGAAAACCCGACCAUGUCAUCUAUCAACGAAACAAGUUCGUCUGUGCCCGUUCGUGUUCUCGAGACAACCUCGGGAGCUCCCGAGUCGCCUAGAGAAUUUAGCCCCAUCAGUGCGGAAACGAUUGUCGAUCGCAUCCGUCGCGCAAAUGAGGAGAUUGUUCCUGCCCAUAGUCACACGCUUGCAAGUUUGAGAGUGCAGCAGAGCAAAGAGGCACUGCUAGGUGGAGAUCAGGAAGAAGGUGGUGGGGAGGCUGGAGCCACGCGCACUCCGACCAUUCGCAGAAUGGGCAGUAGGGUUCGGCAGAACAGCACCAAAGGAGCGGUCAGUCCUGGUGACGUUUUGAAGACCUUGCCAAAGCCCAAUCCGGCUGGAGACAUCCAUCAUGCAAAGAUGACCAAAUUUCUGUCAGGCUUUCGUCGCUUUCACAAACGUUUCUUUGCCAACAAUAACUCACUCUUUGAGAAUCUUCAACAUGGACAAGCUCCCAAAACACUUCUCAUUGGUUGCUGCGAUUCUCGUUGUGAUCCGGCUAUCAUUACAGAUUGUGACCCCGGAGAUCUGUUCGUCAUUCGGAACGUCGCCAACUUGAUACCUCCGUAUUCCCCGAACGACGAUCAAACCCUCCAUGGAACGUCCGCUGCAAUGGAAUUUGCGGUAAAAGGACUCAAAGUGGAAAAUAUCAUCGUGAUGGGGCAUACCCAGUGCGGAGGAAUUUCCGCACUCUUGAAGGGUCAUGUAGCUGGUUACGAGUUCAUCGAGUCAUGGAUGAAGAUAGCUCAGCAAGCAAAGGAAACGGCACUAAAGAACUUUGCUAAUAUGGACCACGAAGUGCAGGCCCGAGCGUGUGAACAUGCGUCCAUCUUGUGCUCCUUGGAAAAUCUUGUCACAUAUCCUUGGAUUCGGGACAGAUUGGCCACCGGCGAAAUCAGUAUCAAUGGAUGGUACUUUGAUUUUAAAAGUGGUGAUCUGUUAGCCUACAAUCCGGAGACCAAUGCCUUCGAGAGCUUGGUAUUGUCGGAGACUCCUGCAACGGAGGAAAAUCCAUUUGAGAACCUUCCUAGUGGGAAAGUCGAGGCGGAAGAGAUCAAAGAGCCUCGUUCAGCUCCAAUCCGUGAUGCUGGGGUUGCUGCUCAGUAACACCGAAUAGUAUCGUACGAGUAUAGCACAUAGUAUACAAAUUCAAUAAAAUCAUGUCUACUUGACCAUUACACAGGCUGACACUAACCGCUAUGACUAAAUACCACGUUACUACAAAUACAAUCGCAUUAGUUUGCCAGAG